GUGCUUUUCUCAGCAGCUCCUCACAGUCGUUUUGUCUCUGAUCUGGUGAUAAGUUUUGUCGUCGCUUCUAGAAGAAAAAUAAUCCUUUUGUGCGUUGUGUACUUUUCGCUCAAUUUUCCUCCCAAUUUCCCUGUUUGGAAAAUUUAAAACUACUUUCCGGUUGUGCUAAUAAGUGCGGUGAAUACUAUUUCGGUAGAAGUUUCGAAGCUAGUGCUACAAAUCGCGCGUUCCGCAAGCCAAAAACCGAAGCAAAGGCUCGUCUGUUCUCGGAUUUGACCGCGGUCAAGCAUCAGGAAUCCUGAUUUCGAAGGAAGAAAAUUUUCGCUGGUGAUUACAACAGCGCCGUCGUCGUAGCAAAAAACGGCUGCGAGUACUUUUCUUGUGAUCCCUGUUCCAAAAAUCCGGUCAAAAUUUGUAUCGUAAAGAUGGAUCUGUUGAAGAAAAUGAUGGGCCUGGAUGGCCACAAGGACGACGACGAGGACAAGAGGAAGAAAAAACCGGCCGUCAAAGACGAGUUCCGGAAGCCCAUAUGGGUAGAGGAGUACGACAGCGAUGACGAUCUGUUCGAUAACCAAAAAGUAUUUGGUGUUCAAAUCUUCACCAAUCCGUUGGAAAUUCAAAAACAUUUCGAGCACCAAAUCCAAGAGAUGAUGAAGAGCUUGGAGGAAUACGAUGAAACCGUAAAGCCGUUCGAUCGUGAUCUAAAGCAUGAUUUCCUCAAGCCCGGCUUUGAGGACGAGAUCAAGAAGGAGCUUCAGAAAGAGAAGCGUUUGGACACGGAUUUGGAUGGAGAAAUCUACCCGGAUCAGUUGCAUACUUUACUGCAACGUAUUUCCCCGGAACUCAAGGAGCUCUUGCCGAAGAGGAAACAGCCGGAGGCCAACGCCAUGCAACAACCGAAACUCAAGUUGACCGACGAACAAAAGAUAAUGGAUUGGAUCCAUGGUUACAAGGAGUCAGAACCGCAGGUCUCCGCUCCACGUCCGCGUCAUCCGCGUAAAAUUCCAUCCCAGCGCUAUCACGACGGAAUCUUCGAGGGUACAUUCCAAGGCCCAAGGAUGUUCGGUCAAAGCAUCAUCUCCCAAACGAUCCGCAAACCCGAUGGAACCUACGAAACGCGCAAAACGGUCCGUGACUCAGAAGGCCACACCAAGACAACCAUAACCCGUUCGACCAAGGAUGGGCAAAAGGAAACCAUUACAACGUAUGGCGAUGAAGGAGGGCCUACGUCGAAACCGUUCUUCGAGAAAGCAUCGCCGCAACCCGGUGGGAACGAGAAUUCGGUAGCCGCUGCUCUGCUUGGGGAGGAUCAAAGCUGCCGCAAGCAUCUCUUCUCCAAGAAUGGUUACGUUUUGCCAAAGAACCUCUGGUGACUUCAAGCGCAGACAAACCGUAAUGAGCUAACUACAAUACUAGUAGAUCAUCGGUUCAAUUUCCAUUUCUCUUACAAUAAUACUUACUUCCCUACCGUCGACGGAGUGGCCACAGGCCAUCUCCGAUCAUUGUCGUCGUUUAGUGAGCCAAAUAUGUGUGCAGUAGAAGUAGACGAAUUACACUCGAUUAGCGAGUGGAAUCAUCCUCGUAGAUUUAAUCAUCCUGGCAGUCAUUGCCACUAUGCUAUCCAAGCCUAUAUUAACACCGGUCAUGAUGAGAAUGAUGUAUCAGAGCAACAGACGGCAACAGUCUGGAGCAGCAGCAAUACCGAAUGUCCUGUCGUCUUAGUUUUAAAUUGGUUUAAUUUACUUUUAGCACUAGUAAUGAUUAGUUUAAGUAGUGUUCAAUUUAUGAUUUUAUGGUACAAGAGCAACAUCAGCGACUACCAGUUCGCUGAAAUAGCGAUGGCCACAGAGCAGCAACGGGUUGAACGAACCAGUAUUAUGAGCAAUGAGUGGCAACGAUUGGGACGGUUAUGAAAACUGGUUCAUCGUCGCCUGUUCAACAAUCGUUGUUACGCUGCACUGUGCGCUACGCCAGCCAGGAAACGUUUGUGUUUGUGAUAUUCUUUUACGUUAGACAGUUAUCGAUACGAUUUAUCGAAUAAUUUUGCUAUUGUUAGUCUUAGUUAUUUCAACAGCUGAUUGUUGUGGUUGGAUCCUCUCAGGGGUCGGUCGUGUACAUGAAGCAUAAGACUAAAUUUUCGGAAGUAAUCGCGCUAUAACACAAACGCACUUGCGCAAAUUAAACCACACAGGAGAAAAGUGAACAAACUGCAAGGUGAGUGCGUUUUUGUUGCGCGUUUUAGGUAGAUAUUUUUCCGGCGACUGAAAGAAAGAGUAAAUUAUAUAUAUUUUUUAUCAUGUAAGAAUUUUUAUUCAAUCGGUAAACACGAUUUUUUCAAGAACAGGAAGAGAGACAUUGAGGGAAACAGAUUGGAAGGCUCUAUACGCAUCCAUGAAAAAUAUAUUGUCAACUUAACAACCCAUAUGCAUACAAUUAUCUCUAUCAUAAUAGAUGGCUUUCCCUACAAACUUGAAGAACCGUCUUACAAAAUAAAUAUAUAAAACAUUAGGAUGCUAAUUAUCGGCAUUUCUCUCUUUGUGAAACUAAA
This is a messenger RNA of Aedes aegypti (yellow fever mosquito), 2548 nucleotides long. RefSeq lists its product as uncharacterized. Gene Ontology annotation, biological process: negative regulation of apoptotic process; regulation of actin filament polymerization. Lineage: Eukaryota; Metazoa; Arthropoda; Insecta; Diptera; Culicidae. Gene Ontology annotation, cellular component: sarcoplasmic reticulum; apical plasma membrane; clathrin-coated vesicle. The record is from RefSeq and is a predicted model, not a curated record. The transcript is spliced from 5 exons. The coding region runs from base 426 to 1373 and encodes 315 amino acids.